Molecule: messenger RNA, 180 nt
Organism: Amoebophrya sp. A120
Lineage: Eukaryota; Dinophyceae; Syndiniales; Amoebophryaceae
Source: the annotation of a GenBank genome assembly
CGCAACAAGAAUCCUCGUGGAUCCAGGCGAAGCCAAGUUUCAGCAGUACGAGAGGGAUUGUCCCGCAGUUGUUAUCUGGACAGGUGGCAGGACGAGCUCAGCAAGCACAUGGGGCGAGUAAAAAUGGAUUGCAGGAGCAUGAUGGGGGACCUGCUCAGCUUCUCGGUGGUGCUAUGCUGA